Molecule: messenger RNA, 1457 nt
Organism: Xenopus laevis (African clawed frog)
Lineage: Eukaryota; Metazoa; Chordata; Amphibia; Anura; Pipidae
Exons: 6
Coding region: 152-850 (232 amino acids)
Source: RefSeq, a predicted model, not a curated record
UCAUUUUGUGCUUAGAGGUUACUGUCGUUUAAUUACUGCUUUUAACUAACACACUAGGGAAUGAUGAUUAUGACAUCAUCAGCCUGGUGUGAUCAUUAUGACAUCAUCAGCUUAGAAGCUAUUGAACAUUGAGCCUGAAUCACAGAUCAUUAUGACAUCAUCAGUUGAGAAACUGUUAAACAGUAAGCCUGACACACAGGUCAUUUCGUGUUUAGAGGUUUAUGGUGCAACACGCAACUUUGUUGUCUGUGGAUACACCAUGUUUCUAAACAUUAAUCACAAAACUAACAAACACUCAAUCAUCAUGAUCAUCUUUAUCAUCAUAACUGGAUUGUUUUUACAUUCAACGUCAGCUGUAAAGGUGCAAUAUUUAACCCUGUUCAAACCCAAAAUGACGCUGCAGCUCGGCACCAGGAAUAUCAUACCCUGUUCAUUCCACACAAAGCGUCAGCUCAACCCUCUCAAAGUAGAGCUUGAGUGGGGCAAAAUCCCAGUGGGUAAGGACAAGUACGUCCCUCUAAUACGCCUAAAAGAAAACCAGGUGACAACGCCCUCACCUGAUCUACUGGAUCUCUACGACCUUUUCGUGUCUGAGAUUUCAAGAGGGAACUGUUCUUUGGUCAUCCGCCACACCACAACCCAAGACAGCGGCACAUACAUGGUCCGCCUGAAGGUCAAAGGAAAGCUGUUUGAGCCUGUUCCAUCAAUCAAAAUCAGAGUUAUGAAUCUGCAAACAAGGACAUCACAGGCUACAAUAUCACAUAAUAGAGGGAAUGAUGCCAGAAACCUGAAAGGAAAGAAAGAAGGAGCCAACAGCAACCACCGCUCAUAUCACUACGACCACCACUAAAAUCACUACGACCACCACUCAAAUCACUACGACACUUCCAACGACAGUAACAUCUAUAAAUGGAAGUGAUUUUAUCAGCUGGUACAUCCUCCCUAAACUCAACGGCAAUGAGACUGUAGCCCUUAUUAUAGUGCUGGUUGUUGGAGCUAUACUUACUGCAUUCUCUGUGUUGGGAGUCGUUGCAUGGGUUCUAUAUUUUAAACUUCGGAAGAAAGUGCCACUUGGUGAUGUAGAAAACCCAGUAGAAACAACUCCAAUAGCAAGCUCUAAUGGAAAGAACAAGGAAUUAACUGGUACGGAAGUUGAGAAAGCUCCUUCUGAGAAAGCAGAGAAUGAAGAGGAAUCAGAUGGGGAGGAAGAAGUUGAGGAAGAAGAAAUUGAGGAAGAAGAAAUUGAGAAAGAAGAAGUUGAGGAAGAAGAAGUUGAGGAAGAAGAAGUUGAGGAAGAAGAAGUUGAGGAACAGUAAAAAGGGGCAUUGUAUUCUGAUGGAGAGACAUUAGAAGCAUUAUCACAUAAGAAAGAUGAAAAAGACGGGUCGACUAAACAAAUCGACAUUCUUUCAUCUGUGAGAUUUUCCCUGUACUAUAUCAAUAAAUAAGUUUAAACC